AUGAGUGUGUUUUUCACUGUUGCUCUCCUGGCUAUGGCAUUGCCUUCAAUGGCAUUUGACAUGAGUCAGUCCACUCGUUGCGUCACCAUCCCAAAUCAGAUGAAAGUGUGCAAAGAUGUUGGAUACUCUGAGAUGCGUCUGCCUAACUUCUUGGGUCACACCAACCUGGAAGCUGAAGUGGUGCCACGUUCAGAGGACUGGAGGCCCCUGCUGCAGACAGGAUGCCACCCUCAAGCCCAGGUCUUCCUCUGCUCCCUCAUUGCUCCCGUCUGUCUUGAUACCUUUAUCCGGCCAUGCCGUAGUCUGUGUGUGGCAGUGAGGGACAGCUGUGCCCCGGUGCUCGCCUGCCAGGGUCAGCCAUGGCCCGAGGCACUCGAUUGUGACCGCUUUCCUGCCCAGGAAGACAUGUGCCUUUCUCCCUACUCUAAAUCUAGCCACAGUGCCAAAGACUUACCAAAACCCGCCUGCCAAAACUGUCCGUCUGUGGAAGAGUCUCCUGCAAUGAAAACAGUCCUGGAUGCCUUUUGCCUGCAUGACUUCGCUGUGACUGCCAAAAUCCAUCGACGUCGCCUCCCUUUGGGAGAGCCUGAAUUUGAGGUUGAAGGCCGUGUUGAGUUUAUCCGCCAGGGACCUCUCCUGCCUUAUGACACCCGGCACCUACUGCAGCAGUGGCUCCUCAUCAACCUGCAAUGUGCCAAUAUCUUAGUGCGUCCUGGAAGGUCACAGUUUUACAUGCUGACUGGUUUUGUGCAGAAUGAUGGCACCCUCGCUCUCACCCGUCUCUUCCCUUGGCACAAAAAAGACAUAAACAUGGCAGUGGCCACUCGCAAGUGGAAGCAUCACAGAUGUUUAAUGGAUUGA
Trematomus bernacchii (emerald rockcod) is the source of this 861-nucleotide messenger RNA. It is a transcript of the gene szl, whose product is annotated as sizzled. Gene Ontology annotation, molecular function: Wnt-protein binding. The coding region runs from base 1 to 861 and encodes 286 amino acids. Gene Ontology annotation, biological process: negative regulation of canonical Wnt signaling pathway; non-canonical Wnt signaling pathway; canonical Wnt signaling pathway. The record is from RefSeq and is a predicted model, not a curated record. NCBI's taxonomy places the organism in Eukaryota, Metazoa, Chordata, Actinopteri, Perciformes, Nototheniidae. The transcript is spliced from 4 exons.